Molecule: messenger RNA, 2795 nt
Organism: Haliotis rufescens (red abalone)
Lineage: Eukaryota; Metazoa; Mollusca; Gastropoda; Lepetellida; Haliotidae
Exons: 2
Coding region: 63-782 (239 amino acids)
Source: RefSeq, a predicted model, not a curated record
GUGGUGUAUACAUAACAGGUUAUUCGCAGCCACCCUGCCAGACAGAGCGUAGUCACAGCUCUAUGCGGUACAGACUAAGCACUGUGAAAAUGGGACGUUUCAUGGAGGUGGCGCUGCUCCUGGUGUCACUUGGAAUCGUUGACGGUGUGAGCUACCUACUGGCAUGUAUAAUGUGUAGUGGCGUGGUUAUAACGACAGCUGGGAAUACAGGGGGGUCCUUCAUGGUUGAUUAUCCACAGCUGGGAUAUAAUGUCACAAGGAGUGUAACGCCAUACAACGACACUGCUGCUCGUAUAGAUCCGUUAUUGUGGGUGACGGUAGGCGUGGAAACCAAGGCUUAUGUAAUCCACGUCUUUGGCAAGGACAUGUGUGUUGACGGAUACGAUGGAUAUGGCGUCGUUUCUUUCCUCCCGAUCUCUGGCCUAGGUUCCAGGUAUGUAGUAUCCACCUGCGAGGGAUACAGGAUUCAGGUGGUGUUAGUGAUAGCUAACCACAACCACAAGACGGAUGUGGACAUCACGCUGAUGCUGGAGGGGAACGUCACCUAUGGCAACAUGACCUACAUCGGUGGAGACACGAUUAAAGUGACACUAGAUGAGUAUCAGACCUUCACGAUGAAGAGUGACUAUGACCUGACUGGAACUGUAAUCAACGCAACACAUACUGUAGCUGUGUUCAGUGGGGCAAUGCAAGGAGUUGUUCGAAGCUUGGCGCAACUAUUCCCUGUCAGACAUCAUGGCACGUUCUGCCUGUACGUCACAUGUUUCUAUUUCAUAAAGUGAGAUACGUUCUGCAAGUUAUUAGUGACCAGAGUGACACUGAAAUUAUGUUGAGCAAUGGAUCUACAUUCUCUCUGGGUGAGAACCGUGUAUAUCGCCAAUACCUCGCCGAUAGUGAGAGUCUAUAUUUUAAUGCAACAAGACCUGUCAUGGCAACCUUGUGUAGACUCGCCUCAUCUUUACAUUCAUAUGGGUUUGCUGUUGUAACUCCAGUAAGGUAUUUCGUGAACAGUGCAUUGAUUCAUCAUACAUUCUGUACAAAGAUCCUGAGGAAACAACACGUAACGGAUAUUGAAGUGUUUAGUGGUGAUAUGGUUCCUGUUACACUGGACUGGGUGGACAUCCCCGGCAGUGAAUACAAAGCCGGAACACACUGUUCAUUCGUCAGAUACAUCAUCCGCUCUGCCAGCAGAUUCGCUGUAUAUGGGUUUUCCGAGGGCAUUCUUAAUGGAGGCUACCUUUUCCCAACUGAUCCAUCAACUACAGGUGCUGAUGCAGGUAAGUUCGACGACGCCCUGCAUUUGGGAAAGAAUUCUUUUUGUGUAUACACACACCGUGUUUACAAUGUAGAGCUGUGUUAUUUGUACAUUUAUCCCUGCAUUGAAUAUGAUACUGAAAACACCUAUUAACAGUAUGAUGCAUGUCCAUGUUAGAAUACUCAAGCCAUAAUUGGAAACGCAGGUGGUGUACGGAAACGACGCUGUAUCAAUGUCUGUCCCAGUGUCGCAAAAUAACAUCCACCUACCCACCAUCACCCCGCGACCCCAACUCCCAGCACCCUCCCCCGAAGAACUUUUACUGGUACAGGCUCGUGCCAAAAGAUUAAUUCGUCGGACAUUCGUGCAAUUCCCGCCCCCAACCUGUAUAUGCUUUGCAUAUAUUGUUUCUGUUGGUUCGAUUAGUUUUAUUCCCUUAUCUUUGACUAUUAAACCUAAUACUUAAGUUAUCUUUUUACAAGCCUGUUUGUUUACAAAAAUGUUUGAAAUACAUUUACUUAUACGAAUGUGCCGGAUAUAUAAGUCUGUACUAGUCUUUAUACUACAUAAAUAUUUUGUUGUGAAUGAUUACAUAUGCAGUUAAACGCUUUAGCGAAAGAAUCUACAAUCACAAAAAUGAUCUGAGACAUGAACGUCUCCAUUAUAACAUUUGUCUAUAAUUACUUUAAUAACUAAGGAGUAGGUUAACAAUUCAUGUACAAUUAUUAUACCACCAAACUGCAGUCAUUGUGAGUGUUCUUGACACAUAGAAUGUCUUCAUCUCAUUUUGAAUGUUCACAUUUCAUUAACUUGGAGAGUGCAUCAUGACUGAAUGUGUGUGAAGUGAUGAAAGAGAAUGUGUGCAUUCAAUUAUCUAUUGUCAACUUCCGUUUGUUGUAUACACUAACUCCAACGUUUCUCGCACUUAAUCUCUCUGCUUUAUUGAUCAUUUGUACAGUUUCAUCAUCAUUCAGAAACGUUGACUAUGCAGCUUUAACACGUAUUUCAAUCAUCUAUCCUGUUUGCCGUACAAAGCUCUGUUUUAUUUUCCUAUAGAAUAUUAGUAUUAGUUUAAUGAAGUAAAAGACUUUUGAAGUUGAACUGUUUCAAAUAAUCACUCAGAUUGAUAAUAUUGACUUUUUAACAUUAAAUUUCUUCUCUCCACAACCAUCUUGUCCUUAAGAUUGUACAGGUGUUGCUGCAAAGGUAUAUGAUUUAGUACACGUAUGGUAUACCCUAUAUACGCAUAGUUUGUAAAUCUCAUUCCGCACUUUCCAUACCGAUCUGCAAUCAGAUAUCAAGUCAUAUAUCAAUUAUGUGAACAUUUACACAAAGGAAACACUUAAAAUAUUGUACAAUGGAGCCCUUGUAUACCAGACGAUGUAAUAUUCGUGUUGACGAAUCAUUGGUUGGGAGUUAUGUUGGGUCAACACGGCCACUUACUUGUCUGCGGGUCCGAGACUAGUGAUAUAUUGUAAGGACUGGUGAUAUUAUUCAAACAACUAGUUUGAGAAGAAUUGAGGACUAGUUGGAUUAAGCU